This is a messenger RNA of Closterium sp. Naga37s-1, 2634 nucleotides long. NCBI's taxonomy places the organism in Eukaryota, Viridiplantae, Streptophyta, Zygnematophyceae, Desmidiales, Closteriaceae. The record is from the annotation of a GenBank genome assembly.
AUGGCAGCAGCAUCUCUUCAAUGGCUGCCGGCUGCCGCUGAUGCCUCCUUGCCGUCGAGUACGGCGGUCCACCGCUCGACGGCAGGACAACUGUCGCUGCUCUCACAGUGUAAGAGCGACUUUUGCGGUAGCCGUCCGUGGUUCCGACACGGCGUGCUUGCGAGAGCUGGUGCAUGCGGGUUGCGCGAGCUGCAGGUGCCUUCUGGAUCUUCCCGGACGCGCCGCGGCAGGAGAGGGCUCGCCGUGCAUGCUGCGGUUGCCGACGUGACUGACCUUUCUCCGCCAACUCCUUUGCCGUCGUCGCUGGAGCUCGCAGUCCAGGUCGCGCCACUGCCCGCAUCCAGCCCUGAAUCCACCAUCCUCCCAUUGCCCCUCCUCUCCUUCCCAACUCAAAUCCUCGACCCCGCUUCGUUUCCGCUCUCGGAUGCGUCGCCUGCGCCGUCUGGUGCGGCGGCGGCCGAUGCCGAGACCGUCAUGAGCGUGUCGCUGUCGGCUGUCGAGCCGUCGUUGCGCCUGCAGCAAUCCGUGGCAUCGGCGGACGUACGCGCGGCGGCAGCGGUGGUGGAGGCGGUGGUGCUGGGGGAUGCGAUGGGGCCGCCGAGGUCGGUGGAGGAUGCGAUUCGCAUGGCGAUGCAGGGCGCCAUGGAGGGCAGCGACGGGGACGACACGGCGGCGGAGGAAGCGGACGACAUUGUGGCGCGCGCGAGCAACCCCUUCCGCAUGCGCGCACUUGAAGCGCAGCCCGCCGAACCUUCACCCGCUGCUGCGCCCGCCCCUGCGUUGACUGCUGCAGCAGACGCGGUGGCGGAUGCAGGGGAGAAGCUAGCGGAACUCGAGAGCGGGCUGCAGAGCGCCUUGCAGAACUUGCUGCCGCCACUCAACUGGCCAAACCAGUCCGAUUCUCCCGCCGACACGCCAACCAGCCCUGCGCCCGCGCCUCUUCCUGCACUCCGUGUCGCGGCGCCUCCAUCAGUCGCUUCUGCGCCCGCUGCGCUAGCAGCGCCCGCGAGCAGCGACGGCGAGGAUCUGUCCGCCAAGUACCCCACGCUCUUCCGCCUGCUGCGCGAGCCUUCCUCUCUGCUGUCCUGGGGAGACGGCGGCGGAGGCGAAGUGGCGGGCGAGAGGUGGGGAGUGGAGAGCGUGGUGGAGGCGGGAGAGGAGGCGCUGGAGCUGCUGGGGGGGGAGCUCGACAUCACGUUCCCCGACUUCCGCCCCGGGGACGCGCUUAUCGCGCUCUCCUCCGCGCUCAAGGACUUCAUGCGCCAGCCCGCCGACGACAAGAUUGCGCAGCUCGCGGCGGCCGGCGCGCUGUACGUGUACCUGACGGUGCGGCCCGGCGUGCUGGCCGGCGCCCUGGAUGCGUAUAUUGCGGCGCCGCUGCAGUCGCUGAGCGACACGGUGAGGGGCCGACGGAAGUUCCGACGCACGGACUUCGUGGUGGGACGGCGGCUGGGGGAAGGAAACUUCGGCACCGUGUACGAGGUACGAUGGGUGCAGGGUGCACGCGGUGAGGAAGGGGACGCGGUGGGGGAAAGGGGGAUCGCCUUGUGUGCUCUCCCGCUGGGCGUGACUGUGGCGGUGCAGGGCGCGCUGAAGAAGAAGGGCAAGGCGAGCGAGGAGGAGGAGUUUGGGCGCAGGUCCAGGCAGCUGGAAGACCUCGAUGAGCGCGAGAUCAAGAGCCGAGUCAUUCUCAAAAAGGUGAAGACGAGGGUGAUGGGAGGGGAGCAGAGUGGGGAGAUGGAGGAGUGGUUCAACCGCCGCAUGCAGCGCGUGGCACCUGAGGCCUGUGCACGCUUCAUGGGCUCCUUCACUGCUGAUGUCACUCGUGCCCAGUUCACUGAAGGGGGCAAGUGGCUCGUCUGGAACUAUGAGGGCGACCGCACAUUGCUGGACUACAUCCGCGACAGGGACUUCCCAGACAACGUGGAGGAGGCCAUCUUUGGCCGCGGGCAGGUGGUGCUGCAGGGCCUGGACCCCGUGGCACGGCAGGCUGUGACAGUGAAGCAGGUGCUGCGCCAGGUGCUCAUCUCACUCAAGAAGAUGCACGCCACGGGCAUCGUGCACCGCGACCUCAAGCCCUCCAACCUCGUGCUCACCAACAGCGGCCGUGUGAAGCUGAUUGACUUUGGGGCCGCGGCUGACCUGCGCAUUGGCAUGAACUACGAGCCCGAGCUCGCCCUGCUCGACCCUGACUAUGCCCCCCCGGAGCAGUUUGUGCUGCCUGAGGAAACACCCAGCCCACCUGCAGCACCCAUCGCUGCCAUGCUCUCCCCAGCACUCUGGCAGCUGAACCACCCGGACCUGUUUGACACGUACAGUGUGGGCAUCAUCUUCCUGCAAAUGGCAUCGCCCACACUGCGCUCGCCAGCGGGCCUGCAGACGUUCAAGAAGGAGCUCAGGGCAGCGCGCUAUGACCUCAAGCGCUGGCGCCGGGAGACGCGCAUGCGCCCCGACCUGCGCGUGCUGGAUCUGGAGGGCGGGGCAGGCUGGGAUCUUGCUACACGCCUUGUGUGCGAGAGAGGCACUUGGCGCAAGGGACGCCUCUCCGCUGCAGAGGCUCUGCGCCACCCAUACCUGCUUCUAGGCGUGGACCAGGCUGCCACUGCCUUCUCCAAGCUUACUCUUUCUAGAUAG